Molecule: messenger RNA, 3295 nt
Organism: Oreochromis aureus
Lineage: Eukaryota; Metazoa; Chordata; Actinopteri; Cichliformes; Cichlidae
Gene: anapc2
Product: anaphase promoting complex subunit 2
Exons: 14
Coding region: 249-2690 (813 amino acids)
Biological process (GO): ubiquitin-dependent protein catabolic process
Cellular component (GO): anaphase-promoting complex
Molecular function (GO): ubiquitin protein ligase binding
Source: RefSeq, a predicted model, not a curated record
AUAAGCUCGCGAUCACGAAGAAGAAGUAAACCCGCGAUACUGAAGAACGUAGUUUUAGUUCAGAGUAAUAACGGAAACUGGGGCUGAUUUUAAGCAAUAUUAUUCUUGGACGUGAGUAAUACCCGCCGGAAACAUGAAGCGUGUUUGUAGAUGUUCGGGAGCGACGUUAUAACCGGAUAAAACCUCCACAGUUUAAAUGUGGGACACUGAGAAGCUGCUUCGUGGUUUGUGAGGAAAAGUCUGAGAAAAUGGAGGAAAGUGCGAUGGAACCGGACUCAGUGGAGAUGUCUGGAUCCGGACCGAAUCCCGGGGUCGCUGAAGCCUGGGAAACCGUCACUGCGGCGCUGGUGUCUCCGGUAAGCUCGGGGUCGGAGCAGAGCCUCUCAGACCUGCUGGCCCUGCUGAAUGAUCAGGGUCUGGGCCGGCUGCUGGGCAGCUGGCUGCUGGAGACGCUGCAGAUGCGUCUGUCUUCCUGUGUGGUUCCCGAGUUCUGGUCUGGCCUCAAGCAGCCAGAGAACGAGAUGGAGGAGAAGGACAGGGUCUGGGUUCUGCUCACGGCUUUCAGGACUCUGCUGGACCGGCUCGAACCUUUUCUGGCUGGCUUGGAGAAGCUGGGGGCGUGGCAGGAUGAGGGCCGUGGAGGUCUGUGUGGCCCAGGAUCCAAAGCCCUCAAGCAGCGAGCCUUCACCACCAUCAGGGCCCUCCUCCUCUUCUCCCCGGCUCCCGUCCUCCAGGAGCGAGUGCUGGAGUUUUACAGCCGGACCUUUUCUGUCUACAUGAACCGGGAGGGGGGCAGCGAGGACGCCACCGAGGCUCCCGAUGGCCCCGAGGGCGGGGCCUGCCGGGGCUGCUGGGUUCCCGUGCAGCAGUGCUGGUGUCAGCAGGCCCUGGAACACCUGCAGGAGCUCAGCCACAUCCUGUCGAAGCUGCAACUGCUGGAGUGGGUGAGCUCCGAGGCCGUCACCACCAUCCUCCACAAGCUCAUCGAGAUGCGGAUGGAGCAGCUGUGCCGGGGCGAGUACGAGCGCUCCUUCCUGCUGGAGUUCCAGGAGUGGUUGGAGCUGGUGCUGGGCUGGCUAGCUAAAGUAUUUGCCAGUGAAGUGGACGGAGACGCCGCUUCGCUCCCAGUGGCCCCCGGCGGUCUCGGCGUCCAGGUGGUCCCGGGCGGCGGCUCAGUGCUGAAGCAGUGGAGGUGCCACAUGCAUCAGUUUUUCUGCAGGAUCUACGUCAACAUGAGGAUCGAAGAGCUCUUCAGCAUCAUCAGAGAUUUCCCAGAAUCCAAAGCUGCUAUUGAGGAUCUGAAGUUCUGCCUGGAGAGAACCAAUCAGAGACAGCAGCUCCUUACUUCGCUCAAAUCUGCCUUCGAAAGCCGCCUGCUGCACCCGGGCGUUCACACGUCGGACAUCCUCACCGUUUACAUCUCGGCCAUCAAAGCGCUCCGAGAGCUCGACCCGUCCAUGGUCAUCCUGCAGGUCGUCUCCCAACCGAUCCGCAAGUACCUCAGGACCCGGGAGGACACAGUGAGGCAGAUCGUAGCCGGUCUGACUGGAGAUGCAGAGGGCUGCACCGACCUUGCCUCUGAGCUGUCCCGAGGAGACCCGGUGACUCUGGAGAUGCAGGACAGCGAUGAAGAAGGCAACGACCCCGAGGACUGGACUCCAGACCCGACCGAUGCCAUGCCCGAUAAAAUGGGCUCGAAGCGCCGCUCGUCCGACAUCAUCAGCCUGCUGGUCAGCAUCUAUGGCAGUAAGGAGAUCUUCAUAGAUGAGUACAGAGGCGUGCUCGCCGACAGGCUGCUGCAGCAGCUCAACUACAACACGGCCAGGGAGAUUCGUAACGUGGAGCUGCUGAAGCUGCGGUUCGGCGAGUCUCACAUGCAUUACUGCGAGGUCAUGCUGAAGGACAUGGCGGACUCUCGCAGGAUCAACAGCAACAUCCGAGAGGAGGAGUCGAAGCUGAGCGAGGAGGAGCAGCCGCCGCUGCCCCUGUCGGCCAUCAUCCUCUCAUCUGAGUUCUGGCCCACGCUGAAGGAGGAGAAGCUGGAGCUCCCUCCUGUCGUCUGCCAGGCCAUGGAGGCCUACACCCACCGCUACGAGAAGCUGAAGGCCAUGAGGACGCUGAGCUGGAAGCCUCACCUGGGCUCGGUCACUCUGGACGUGGAGCUGGAGGACCGCGUCCUCACCAACCUCACGGUCUCACCCAUCCAGGCUGCCACCAUCAUGUACUUCCAAGAGAAGAGUUCUUGGACGCUGGAGGAGCUGAGUGUGAAGCUGGGCGCCCCGAAGGAGCUGGUGCACAGGAAGCUGGCUCUGUGGCAGCAGCAGGGCGUGCUGAGGGAGGAGGCGGGCGGCCGCUUCUACGUGGUGGAGAAGGGUUCGUCGAAAGAGAAGCUGGACAGAGGCGUGAUGCUGAUCGACAGCGACGAGGAGAGGGACUCCAACACCGCCACGCAGUCCGAGCAGAGGGAGGAGAAGCUGCAGCUGUUCUGGGCCUACGUCCAGGCCAUGCUCACCAACCUGGACACCAUGACGCUGGAACGCAUCCACACCAUGCUGCGGAUGUUCGUCGACACUGGACCCGUCGUCACGGAGAUGGACGUGAACGAGCUUGAGGCGUUCCUGCAGAGGAAGGUCAGGGAUCAUCAGCUCAUAAUGUCCGGCAAUGUCUACAGGCUGCCCAAAUCCAACUGAUGACUGUGCUGCGUUCAAGUGCGUCGGGAUAUGUGGAACAUUCCAGCGUUUGUUUUGCUCUCUGCGGGAUUUUUACUAAAAGGGCUCAUGGAGUAAAUAUGGAACAAUUCUAACUUAAAUUUCCUGGAUUUUUCCAUAUGAUGUGAAAGCGGCAUGGAUUUAAAAGAAGAAAAAAGACGAAGAAGAAAAGCAGUGUUUGUUUUUCAAAAUAAAAGCACUUCCACUCCUUUGUUAAGCAUCAGUACAGACAGACUUCAUGCUGCACCUGGAGAUAAAUGUAAAGGUUUUUGGUGAACACUGAUGUGUAAAACUGGUUUAUAAAAAGAAUCAUUUCAAAACCACUUUAGUCUGCAGUUUGUGCCUUUUUCUUACAGCUGCAGUUCUUCCCAAAGUAUAGAACAAACAUUUCAGCCUUUCCAGGUUCUCUCUGAGAGAUGAAAACACGGGAGUUUAUUUUGCAAACCACAAGAGGAAGUUGUCUUUGACAACAAACACCAACACCUGCAGUUCCUUUAAUGUCCAGCAGAGGCUCCUGCAGUGAGUCAGUCCCCAUAGACUCCCAUGUUAAAACUUUACAGCAGUAAUAAAAACGUCUGACACACUAA